CGGCGGGCGGGGCAGGGCUGUGGCGACGCGCCCGCGUCCCGCCGCCCGCCUGGCCACUGGGUCCUGUGUCGCCCCGCAGGUCGUGAGCCGCCCCGCACGCCGCCCGGAAGGCCGCAGGGCGGAGUGCCGGGGUGAAGACGGGUGUGGAAAUAACAAUGAGAGUCGUGUGUGCACACCCUCGCGGCCGCGGGCGGCAGAGUGGUCCAGGGCUAUCAGUGUGGGAACAGAGGAGUCAGGGAGAGCAGAGUCCUCCAUUAAGAGGUCCAUGUAUAUUCACCAGUCUUUCAGGGUCGAGGGGAGGAAAACCUCCCUGCUAGGAGGCUCAUGUAUGUUCACCUAUCAUUUACCGUCCUCAAGGGGGGCUGUAGGUAAGAGUAGCAUUGGUUUAGCUGUAGUGAGCCGCGGGUGUUGGCUGCUGUAAGACACACUGGGUCACUCUGCUGCCCUUGGUAGUAUGGGUUUCUACAUACAUUUCAUGGCUAGUUUUACACUUGUUUUGAUCUCUGCUUGCUAUCCAGUAAUUUUCUGGGAGGGGUGAAGCCUGAAGACUCUCGACAGACGACCUGCCACUGAUCAGACCCCCGAGGCACCACAUGCUGGCACACAUGACUGGUGGCUUGGUGCACCUCUACGAUGCCGUCAAGGUCACCAAGAAGGAAGGGGUGGAGGAGUACAUGAUGCCCUAUCAUGAGGGGGAACAGUGCAAAGAGGACAUUCGCAUUGAUGCAGAAAAGGCCGCAAAGGAAGUGGAGAAUGGACACGUUAGCAAUGGUGAAUGUGAGAAUGGACAGGAGGAGGAGGACAUGGAGAAACACGAGAAGGAUGGAGAGGGGGAGAAGAAGGAGGAGGGGGAAGACAAGGAGAUGAAAGUGAAUGAGAAUGGGGAGGAGGAGAAGGAGGACCAGGAAAUGGAGAAGAAAGUGGAUGAGAAUGAGAAGAAGGAGGAAAAGAAGGAGGAGGAGGAGGAGAAGAACGAGAUGGAUGCGGAGAUGAAGGAGGAGGGGGAAGAGACAGAGAAGAAGGAGGAGGAGGAGGAAGGAGCCAGUAAGGAAGAAAAAGAAGAAGCCACAGCAACAGACACAGCCACAGAAGGGAAAACAGAGAAACAGGAGAAGGAAAGCGAUGGAGAGGAAAACAGCGAGGACAAAAAGGAGGAGAACAGCCAGAACGAGAAGAAGGACGACGAAGGAGGAGGGAAGGAGGACAAGGCGAAGAGUGAGGCCGACGACGACGAGGAGGAAGAGGAGGAAGAAGGUAAGGAAGAGACCCAUUCAGUCCAGAGUCUUCCUAACCAUGAUGAUGAUGAUGAGGAGGAGGAGGAUGACGAUGAUGACUUCUCGGAUGUGGAAGAGACGACGCCCCACACAGACGAGGAAGGAGAGUUUUCCCCGGAGAAGGACAUGCUCCUCGCCGCGAGAUACAAGUGCACUCAGGUCUUAGCCAGAGGACAGUCGGCGAUCAUCAUUAAGGUUUUGGACACCUUCCACAAAGACCGGCCGCUGGCGAUCAAAGUCCUGCACCGCGUCUACAAGCCCAUAGGGUCCCAGGAGGCUGACAUCCUUCUGGAGCUGCACCGUGCCGACCCCUGGCUACACGUCCCCUUCGCGAGGCUCCUGAACCAGUUUCUCUACGGGCCGCACUACUGCCUGGUGUUUGAGUACCUGAGCCCCACACCGCUGUACACCCACUAUGACCGGAGGGAGAUCCGCGAGGCCGCUGCGCUGCCCCACAUCCGUGACCUCACCGUCAAGCUGCUCACUGUGCUCGGCUUCCUCUACAAGCAGAAUGUUAUACAUGCUGAUUUGAAGCCCGAGAAUAUACUAUUAAGAAGUGAGGAAGACUUGGCCUCUCUAAUGGUGGUGGACUUCGGCAACGCGCUCAGGAACACCGAUGAAGAGCUCUCCCUCUACUACUCCGACUUUGAACUGCAGACGCUCCUCUACAGGGCUCCGGAAGUCAUAUUUGGCAUGAAGUUCAGUCUGGAGGUGGACAUGUGGAGUCUGGGGUGCCUUCUGGCCGAGUGUUACCUGGGCGAGCCACUCUUCAUGGGCAAGUCAAAGAAGGAGAUACUUAGUAAGAUCACCACCCUCAUAGGACCAUUUCCCCGCGAGUUCAAUGACGGGGAGUACGCGGAAGAGUUCGCAGAGUUCAUAGGCCGGCCGAUGUCUCGGUACCAGCGACUCGAGAACUUACGGAAGAGGUUAAACGACUGCAAGGACUCCAUGUUCCUGAUGCUGGUAGAGAGGCUCCUCACAUACUUACCAGACCGUCGGUUCACCCCUUUCGAAGCAGCGUGUCACCCGUUCGUGGCGUGCUCAACCCCCUUCUUGUACCUCACACCCUCACCAGGGUACAUCCGAUACCCCACAGUAUUGCUGGACAUGUCUACAUACCCCUACCUGCCGGGGCUACCAGACGACGAUGACGAGGACUCCGCCUCUGCCCAUGGACGGAAGCGGCUGGCACUCUUCUCCCGGCACAAGCGACUCCCCUCCUCCAGUUCUGGGGGGCAAAAGCAGGGACAGUGUGUGAACCAUAAGGAUAAGGACAAGGACGGCAAGGACGCAGCUGGAGGGAAGACGGCCACGCGCUCGGACGUCAAAGAAACCCUAAAGUCAAUGGGGCUGCGUUGUGAGGACUUCACCAUCAGUGUGUACUCGAGGGAACAAGCGCACGCCAUCCUGAAGCGGCAGGGAGUGGAGGUGACCCCGAACAACCUCCAGGCUCGGGAAAAACUGGCACUUCUCGGGAACAAAGGGAUCAAGACCGUCAAGGCGUCUGACAUGCCGAAGCUUAACUACGUGAGAGCGAGCAACACACGCAGCGUCGCCACACACUUCGGCCCGGAUGAGGAGGAUGAGGAUGAGGAUGACGACUGUGUUAUUCUCGACCCUCCGGACAUGCCCAAACCAAUCCCGAAACUUCCCCAACAGUUCCAGCUGAUGGGAACGACGGUACAGGUCAACCGAGGGGCCAAGCGACCAAGCAGACCAAUGCCCAACCAACCCCAGGCUAAGAGGUCCAACGCCAGGCCCAUGAUGUACUACCGGAACGACCACGAGCAGGACAUGGGCCCGGAGGUGUCGGUGCAGGACACGUUGAAGAGGCUAAAGAAUUACAACAUAUCUAUCACAUGUCGGCGCAACGCUUCGGGCAUGCGGCCUCACGGGGGGAUGAUGGACAGCGAGUCAGACAUGGAAAAUGACAACAUGGACUCUGACGAUGAUGGGGAGGACAUGACAAAGUACCUCGAGUGUCAGAUUGGGGAGAUUGAGGACGUCCCUGAGGAGGAGAUCUUCGACGACGACUUUGACAUUGACUGUGAUGAUAAGGAUGACGUCGACUACACACCCCGCGGGAAGAAGAGAAAACCCGGCAAGAAGAGUCCAAAGAAGGGGGGGAAGAGGUCCAGCAGCGCCGCCUCCACCACGCCAAGCAAAGACAAGACCAAUGACGACUCCAGCACAAGUGAUGUCACCGCCCUUGUCCCGAACGUCGAGAUGGCGGACCUCAGCGACCACCACUCGGAGGACCCUGAACAGGACCCUCUGGGGGCUGACAAUGAGGAUGCCAAGGAGCUGCGGGACAUCCUGGAGAGCGCCACCCACCUGGAGGAGGAGGAAGAGGAGAACAACCAGAACACAAACCAGGAGAAUGAGACGAAGGAGGCUGCUGAGGAGAACCAGGACAUGCAACCAGAACCAGAGUCUCAACCGGAAACUUUCGAGGCUGAUACAAGCAUGGACAAGGAGGCACAAGAGGAGGAGGAUGAUGAUGAGGAGGAGGAGCAUCAGCAGGAGGAAGGAGAGGGAGAGGGUAAUGUAGGUACAGUAGAAGAGGAGGAAGAAGAAGAACAGAGUGCAGAAGAUGCUUUAAAUCAACUCAUAGAGGCAGGGGUUAGUGAGGCAGCAACUAAGGAGGGGAACACUGCUGGGGAGGAAGGGGAUGAAGAGGUAGGAGAGGAGGAGGAGGAGAUUGACGAGGAGCUUGAGAAACGGCUCCUCGGUGGGAACAUUGAGGAUGGGGAGGACGGGGAAAUGGAGGACUUGUAAAGAGGAAGCUUCUGAUGGUAUUCUGACUCUGGAAAUAAGAUCUGACGUGACUGAGAGGAAUGUAGGAGGCUCAUCGGAUCACUGUCUUUCACUUGUAAUGGAUCGUAUUAUGACAAUUACAGUGAACUAUUCAAUUAAGGGCAAUUAAAUAUUCUAAGUAAUGCAAUUUGUAAGGGCUCACAAGUAAUAUGAGAAUUAUGACAGCUAAUUGUUUGACUGGAAGCACUGAUUAUAAAUUUAUCAAAGCCAGAAUUGUAGUAUGGCAGUGGUAACUUCAGGAUAUUCAAAGAUCCACGCAAGCUCUGGCCUGGGCCCCUCGGCAGAACAAACAGCACCUGAGAGUACAAUGCAUGCAGGCUUAGGGGUUGACGCAAGUGACUGCUCAUGGUGCCGGAAGGUGUGGGUGACAACAGUGAACAUGACUUGACUCUCUUGUUUUGACUCACGUACAGAAGGUUUGUGUUGCCUCUGUCUUGUGUUGACCAUUUGACUUAAUUGGAAACUUUUAACCUUGACAGUCACAAUCGCAGUCUUAAGUUAUGUAAAUUCAUUAGGAUGCGCAGGGCAUUGUAUUUAUUUAUAUAUGGAACUUUUUCUAUGUGGAUUUUGUUUUGGUAAGUGAGGGAAGACUCUAUGGCUUGCUUGCUUGCUUGAGGUAUUUUAGAUACUUAGAUGAUACUGAAGCUGAAGAUCACCAGUACUGUUGUCUUCAUCUUUCUUACAAAUAUUGAUACUGAACUAAA
Eriocheir sinensis (Chinese mitten crab) is the source of this 4795-nucleotide messenger RNA. RefSeq lists its product as uncharacterized. Gene Ontology annotation, biological process: peptidyl-serine phosphorylation; peptidyl-threonine phosphorylation. NCBI's taxonomy places the organism in Eukaryota, Metazoa, Arthropoda, Malacostraca, Decapoda, Varunidae. Gene Ontology annotation, molecular function: protein serine/threonine kinase activity; ATP binding. Bases 594 to 4052 code for a protein of 1152 amino acids. The record is from RefSeq and is a predicted model, not a curated record. The transcript has 10 exons.